Messenger RNA from Penicillium brevicompactum, 759 nucleotides. RefSeq names its product cytochrome c oxidase assembly protein. The transcript is spliced from 4 exons. Lineage: Eukaryota; Fungi; Ascomycota; Eurotiomycetes; Eurotiales; Aspergillaceae. Gene Ontology annotation, cellular component: mitochondrial inner membrane. Gene Ontology annotation, molecular function: copper ion binding. The record is from RefSeq and is a predicted model, not a curated record. The coding region runs from base 1 to 759 and encodes 252 amino acids.
AUGUUUUCACGAUUAUUUCCCUCGUUGGGGCAUUGCGCGCCAACAGGUGCCUUUCCUAAUUCAGCCCGAUAUGUCCGCAAGAGUGUAUUCCAGGUCGAGCGGAGGUAUUUCUCGAGGAACAUCCUGAAGCAGGAGCAGAGCCGGCCAUCUGCGGCACCAUUCAGAACCCCAGCAUCUAAGAAACGCAAUACUUCUACUGCCCUUUACACCAUCAGUCUCAUUCUCGGAACAACUGCUCUCGCAUAUGGAUCCGUUCCGCUUUACAAAAUGAUCUGUGCGCAGACCGGUUGGGGUGGCCAGCCCAUCCUCACCCACCGCGGUGGAGACGCAGAUACCUCCUCACGCGUAACACCUGUGACGGACUCCCGUCGCCUUCGCAUCACAUUUAAUGGAUCCGUAUCUGACGUUAUGCCCUGGAAGUUUACACCUCAACAGCGCGAGGUCCGGGUGCUUCCUGGUGAAACUGCUUUGGCGUUUUACACAGCGACGAAUAAAGGCCCGACUGAUAUAAUUGGUGUUGCAACAUACAGUGUCACGCCUGGUCAGGUUGCGCCGUACUUCAGCAAAAUCCAAUGCUUCUGUUUUGAGGAGCAGAAGCUCAAUGCUGGCGAGUCGGUGGAUAUGCCUGUGUUUUUCUUCAUUGAUCCCGACUUUGCUACCGAUCCUAACAUGCAGGGUAUUGAUACCAUCACCCUUUCAUAUACCUUCUUCAAAGCAAAAUAUGAUGACAAUGGGGUUCUGAAACCCAUUGCAUCGUAA